CAAGAACUUCUGGAUACUGGGGCUCUAUCCUCUUCAAGGCAAAGAUACUGUCUGAAAUGCCCUGGUUUGUCCUCAGUUGGCGGGAUAGCACACUGACAGAAGCUAUACUCGGGAAGGGUUUUCCGAGUUCGUGUCUUUUCUUCGGCUUAUGCCCAGAUCAUCGCAACUCACUGAAUCAUGAUGCGGUACGCUCUCAUCCUUCUUACAUUGUCUACUGACAGUGGUCCUUGCAAGUAAGAGUGUACAAUCUCGCUCAUCUUGCCUGACAUAGCGCGUGACCUCUACCUUCCAUACUGGCAGCAUGGUCACGGAGAAAUAGGAAGGUGUAGUACCUUAAGCGCCUAACUGACGUCUUUUGGAACCACCAUGCAGGCCUGCGCGCGGAUGCUUCUCUUGUUCGCAAUCUGUCUACUCACCGCGACCGUCUGUUAUGCCCCCAUCGACCGCCGCUCCAUUGUCUCGCGAUACAAUCCAGUUCGCAACGUGUCCAGUACAUCCACACCAGUUCAAGUCGGAAACGGGAACUUCGCUUUUGGGAUGGACGUCACCGGGCUGCAGACCUUCCAGCCAUUUGCCAUUCUUUCAUCCUGGGGGUGGAAGAACGACUCGCUUCCCGAUGGAACCACCGAAGCUGACGUCGAACGCUACCAUGGUGCUAGCUGGCUCGACCACGGCCGCCCCGUCGAGUACGACUUCGGCGGCGAGCCCACCGCCAUUGAGCAAUGGCUCAUUGCGAACCCCAACCGCGUCAACCUUGGACGUAUCGGGCUGGCAUUCUUCGACGACGCAGGGGCCCUCUUGACAAACGUCAGCGAGGCCGACUUGACUUCCCUCCGCCAGGAGCUCAACCUGUGGACGGGCAUCGCGCAGAGCGAGUACGAGUGGGCCGGUGCAGAGGUGCGCGUGACCACAUCCUGCGCGGACCGCGCGGAUGCGGUGGUGAUCACGGUGUCUUCGCCCCUGCUCGCGGCGGGCCGGUUGGGAGUCUUCUUCGACUUCCCGUGGACAGACGGAACGAACAAGUUCAGUGCGCCUUUCGUGGGCGUGUACAAUGCGACGGACAAGCAUACGACAACGCUGCGCACGGUGGACGACCACAGGAGCGACCUCACUCACGAGCUGGGCUCCAGCACCUUUCUCACAUCUAUUGAAAGUCAGGAGAACAUCACCAUCACCAGGGACUCCCCGAAUGCUCAUCGCUACACCCUGACCUCUCAGGACGGGACGGAAAACUUGGUCCUGGUGGUGACUUUCUCUCGUGACAUCGAACGCUCGCUUGCUCCCGAGGUCGACUUCUCGCACAAUGCGUCGGCAAUGGCUUGGGAAGACUACUGGACUCAAAGUGGAUUCGUCGAUGUCAUCAGCGGAUCGUCAGACGAGCACGCCGACGAGCUUCAACGCAGGAUAAUAUUAUCCCGAUACCUCGUGCGUGUUAAUGAGGCGCCCGACGCCAGCGGACCUCAAGAGUCCGGACUGGUCAACAAUGGCUGGUACGGGAAAUUUCAUAUGGAAAUGAUCUUCUGGCACCUCCAACACUGGGCGCUUUGGGGAAAUUGGGAUCUCCUCAACCGCUCGACAUCCGUAUACUCGAAUUUCUUGCCCUCCAGCAUCCACCGCGCGCAAGUCCAGCAAGGCUACGCCGCGGGCGCGCGCUGGCCGAAGAUGACCGACCCAUCGGGUCGCUCCUCGCCCGGUGAGAUCAACAACCUCCUCAUCUGGCAGCAGCCGCACCCGCUUGUCUUCGCCGAGUACGAGCGCCGCGCCUUUCCGACUAGCGAGACGCUAGAGAAGUGGGCACCCGUCGUGCGCGCGACCGCCGACUGGAUGGCGAGCUACGCGUGGUGGAACGCGAGCGCGGGCGUCUACGACCUCGGGCCGCCGAUGUACGUCGUCUCCGAGGAUACGCACCCGAACGCGACGAGGAACCCGGCGUUUGAACUCGCGUACUGGCGCCUGGGGCUUGGGAUAGCGGAGCGCUGGAUGGAGGAGCUUGGGGAGGAGGUGCCCGCGUCGUGGACCGAGGUCCGCGAGAAUCUGGCUUCGCUUCCGGUGCACGACGGGAAGUACAAGGUUUACGAAGAUAUCGAGGACGACUUUUGGACGCGAGAGGAGUACACGAACGAUCAUCCCGCGCUCACUGGUCUAUACGGCUGGCUGCCCGAGACCUCUGGACUCGACCUCGGCAUAGCGAAGACGACCGCCGAAAGCGUCUGGUCAAGCUGGAACAUCUCGAAUUGCUGGGGAUGGGAUUUCCCCAUGCUCGCUAUGUCCGCCGCGCGACUCGGUGACGCGGACAAGGCGGUCGACUGGCUAUUGCAUCCGCUCUUCGAGUUCGACGACGUUGGAAUGCCUGUAGGUGGGGUACGCGUGCCGACGCCGUAUUUCCCCGGUUCAGGUGGGCUGUUGUACGCGGUCGCGAUGAUGGCCGCAGGGUGGGAUGGAAGUCAGGGAACGGCGCCGGGAUUUCCGGAGCAAGGGUGGAAUGUCACCGUUGAAGGAAUGAGUCGGGCGCUGUAGGUUAUGGGCCGCCGUAGCCGAAAUAUUCACGAUGUUCAUCUUUCACUCUACCCGAGCAAUAUCCUACAUGUUACAUUGCAAGUACUCCUUCAUCGUUGUCCACCGAUGGCCCGGCCACAUGUGAUCAGCGCCGCCAGCCCCGUCAUUCUCUCCAACCUUGGUAUCCUGAUUCAUGAGCCCCUUCUCGAUGCUAGUCUGCAGUCCUGACAUGAUGAACGGAGGCGGUCCUCCUGGAAGCGACGGCACCUCCUCCACUUUCUCUACGGGUGCCUUUAGGAUAGCGCCGAGGCCGUUGAGAGUCAGUCGCUCCCCCUCGAUGCGAAGCGCCUUGUUGGCGAGUUCGGAGAGGGGGUAAUGCGUGACGACGUG
This is a messenger RNA of Schizophyllum commune H4-8, 2886 nucleotides long. RefSeq lists its product as uncharacterized. The transcript is spliced from 6 exons. The coding region runs from base 367 to 2517 and encodes 716 amino acids. The record is from RefSeq and is a predicted model, not a curated record. NCBI's taxonomy places the organism in Eukaryota, Fungi, Basidiomycota, Agaricomycetes, Agaricales, Schizophyllaceae. Gene Ontology annotation, biological process: carbohydrate metabolic process.